Molecule: messenger RNA, 4135 nt
Organism: Medicago truncatula (barrel medic)
Lineage: Eukaryota; Viridiplantae; Streptophyta; Magnoliopsida; Fabales; Fabaceae
Exons: 8
Coding region: 268-3798 (1176 amino acids)
Cellular component (GO): nucleus
Source: RefSeq, a predicted model, not a curated record
ACAUAACCCGAAAAACACACUAGUUUGUUUUGUGUUUUCAGCUUCACCUUCUCCGAUGGAUAGAUAGAUAAACUCACACACAUGCACGCGAUCGGUAAAAUUCUGAACCUUCGCAUCACAACACAAUUUCUGAAUAUUCUACUUGCUAUAAGGUACACUUUCUUCAAUUUCUCAAACCCUAAAUUUCUCAAUUAAACUCCAAAUUUCGUAAAUUAGGGUUUAGCAGCAAUUGCUUACAGAACAGAUCGCGGCGGUGGUGGUGGAAGAAUGAAGGGGCGAUCGAAUCGCCCGAUGGAUCCACCACCGGAUGAAUGGGUCGACGGUUCAUGGACGGUGGACUGUAUAUGCGGCGUCAAUUUUGACGACGGCGAAGAGAUGGUAAAGUGCGACGAAUGUGACGUAUGGGUUCACACGCGUUGUUCUCGUUACGUUAAAGGUGAUGACAUGUUCGCUUGUGACAAGUGUAAAGCGAAGAACAAUCGUGUCGGAGCGGAGAAUAAUAUUGAGGAAACUGAGGUUGCGCAGUUUCUUGUGGAGCUUCCGACAAAGUCGAUUCCUUUGGAGAGAAGGGGGAAUGGUAAUAGGAGUAAUGGAAUUGCUUCUUCUAGGGUUGCAUCGUGUUCGCGGAGGCCGUUUAAGCUUUGGACUGAUAUACCUAUGGAAGAGAGGGUUCAUGUUCAGGGGAUACCUGGUGGGGAUCCUGAGUUGUUUGAGGGGAAGACCGUGUCGUCGAUUUUUGGGCCGCAGUUGUGGAAAUGUACUGGGUAUGUUCCUAAGAAGUUUAGUUUUCAGUAUAGGGAGUUUCCUUCUUGGUAUGAGAAUGAGAAUGAAAAUAAUGAUAAGGGUUUGCAAGAGAACGAGGAUAAUGGGGCUGGGGUGCUUUUGUCAUUGUCGAAAGAGGUUAAUAAUAUGUUGGCGAAGUCGCCUGUUACGGCUUUGGUUGAUACGGGAUCGAGGCAGGGUAAGAAGGGUUUUAAGGAGAGUGGAACUGGUAAGUUAGGGAAGGAUCAUAUGCCGCGUGUCCAUAAUGCGGUUAAGAAGGAGAGGAAUUUGCUUAGGCCGUUUGUUGUUCAUUCAAGUAAGCGUAGGAAGGAUGAAUUAUCAAAAGACCGGAGUGGGAAGAAGAAGCGGGUUAAAACUUCUGAUAGAGAGGAGGUGGAUAUCAAGAAGAGGACUUCUGACAGAGAGGAUGUUGAUCCCAAGAGAAGAAGUUCUGACAGAGAGGAUGUUCAUCCCAAGAGGAAGACUUCUGAUAGAGAGGAUGUAGAUCACAAGAGGAGGACUUCACAUUCUUCUAAAGCAGCAUUUACACCCACCUGUGAUGCAAAACAAUUGGCAUUUUAUGGAGACAGAGGUCCGAAGGUUUUCAAGGAUGACAUUCGGAGCAUAAAGAAUAAAAACUUAAAAGACACAGUGGUUCAAGAUCAUAUUUCUAAUGACUCUUUUGCGGUGGGUACCACCAUAGAGGUAUCGAAUAACAACUUGACAACUACCGAAGAGUCUUCAGAAGCGUUAUAUACCAAGAAAACAAGGCGUAGUCAUUCUGCUGGAGAUGUAUUAGCAGAAGAGAAGACUGGCAAUAAAGUUCUCGAGAUGUCGUCUAAGACUGAUGAUGCCGUUACAUCAGUUCUGAAGCAUACUUAUCUUGAAAAUGCCUCAGCUAAAAAGAAGGGCGGAGAUUGCUUGGAAGCUAAUAAUUUGGAUGAAACUUUAGUAGUAAGAAGCCCUAUGAGUCCGCAGACAGAAGAUCCUCGUGGUUCUGCACCAGAACAUAUGGAAAAGCAAGUUUCUCAAGAUAUUGACUGUAACCAGCAUCCAAGCUCUGGACAAUACAAAGUUAAGGUGAAGAGAGAAGAUGACAAAGACAAAUUUAAGCACUCAAAGUUUCAUUUUUCGUCCAUCAGCGAUCUUAAAAACAAUGGAAAGUCAUCUGAUCCCACAUCUGAUAUUGGUAAAGUGAAUGAUGCUGCAGUUCUCACUUUACCUUUAUGUGAAAAUAAGGUGGGUGAUGUUGGCAUAUCAUCAGAAGUAGUCCCUGAUAGUCAUACCAAUGAACUACCUGGUAAUUUUUCUCAUGGAAAAGAAGUCGAGGGAUCUGAAGGUUCCUUUGAAACACAAAAGGGAUUCUCAGAAACAAAAGAUGGUAUCGACUCUGCUAAAAAUCUAUCAAAAUCCGAAGCACUUGAAUGUCAAAGUAAAAUGCCAGCUUCUGUCCGGAAGACGUCUCCAACUUCAUCAAUCAUAAACUGCAAAUCACCAAGCCAGGACUUCAAAUGUGAAGAUACUGAAACUGCUAAUCCUUUUACAAAGCAUGGAGCUAAAGCUGACCAUAACAUUCACAUAAAGAAUGGAAGUUGUACGAAUGAUGGAGCAAGGGAUGAAAUUCCAAGGAAGUAUGUAAGAGAGCGUCCAAGAUCCUCUUCAAAAUCCUCUUUACAUUCAAGCCAGAGUACGCAAAAUUCUGUUCCAAAGCAAGCAAAUCCAGACGUGAGAGAUUCUGUUCAUUGUUCGUUAUCUAAACCAUCCUUGGGUCACCAGACUCCAAGUGUCGUUGGUUCUAGCGAGACUAAUGCAUCAAUGCACCAUCAAAAAGGAUUGCAAGGGCAGAAUAAAACUUCAUCUUUAGUGCCACAGAAAGCAGAAAGGCUUAAUCAAACAAAUACCCAUUCUUCCUCUAAGUUGAACCAGAACCACACACCAUCAUUGAAUCCUUCUCCAACAUUAAAUUCUUCAAUGCUGAGUGAUGAAGAGCUAGCUUUGCUAUUGCAUCAAGAACUGAAUAGUUCACCUCGUGUACCACGGGUACCCCGUGCACGCCAAACAGGUAGCUUGCCACAAACAGGUACCAGUGCUACAAACAUGCUAAUGAAGCGAGCAUCGGUUGGAGGAAAGGAUAACUAUUUGGUAUCUAAAAGAAAAUACAAGGAUGCAACUAGAGACGGGUUUAGCAGUUCUCGUGAACCAGAAGAUGAAGCUAAACGGAUAGAGAAUGAGAAGGGUCAAUCAUCAUCUGAUCAGAGAAAACAAGACACAGCGUAUGUGGAAGAUGCUUCUGUAAAGGAAGAAGGAGGCCGUGCAUGUGUGACAGCUGCAAACUCUAUUACAAACAAUGUUGUUUCCACAACCCCUGCCAUUGCAAACAGCGGUUCACCUUCCCCCUGUGAGGAUCGAAAUUUGUCAUCAAUGAGGAACUCACCGAGGAAUAUAUCUGAUGAUGAUACAGCAACUGCUGGAAGACCAGUUCAUCACACCUUACCUGGCUUAAUCAAUGAGAUAAUGAGCAAGGGCAGGCGCAUGACUUACGAAGAACUCUGUAGUGCUGUGCUACCGCACUGGCCCAACUUAAGGAAACACAACGGAGAGCGAUAUGCAUAUGCAAGUCCCUCCCAAGCUGUUCUUGAUUGUUUGAGGAACCGACAUGAAUGGGCAAGAUUGGUUGAUCGUGGUCCAAAGACAAAUACUAGGAAAAGGCGUAGUAAGCUGGAUGCUGAAGAAUCUGAAGAUAAUGGAUAUGACAAAGGUAAAACUGCAAAAGAGACCGAUGGGAAGAACUUUGAGUUGCAAAAAGAAGAGUUCCCUAAAGGCAAGCGUAAAGCUCGAAAACGCAGGCGGCUGGCUCUUCAGGGAAGAGCAGUAAAGGAUGUCAGGAGGAGGCAAAAAGGCGACUCACUAACCGGUGAGGAUGUCGGUCCAUUCUCCAAUACUAGCGAAGGGAGCUUGUUCAGUGAGGAUGAAGUUCAAGUUGACAGAAUAGGUCCAGCAGGAAGUACAUCAGAUGAUGAGGCGGGGAGUGCUUAAUUUCUUCAGGUGGCUAAAUAUCUAAUUGGGUUUAUUCUUGCAGUAAUUUGCACUUCUUGGCUUCAAGUCGAACAAAGUAUUUUCUGUCUGAGUCUGUCAAGUGGGGGAGAUGCACUGCGGUACUAAUGAUGUAGCAUUGUAUUAGUAGUGUACAUAGUUUCAAUAGUAUAUAGUGUAUCCUUUUCAAGCAUGAGACAACCGUGUAGAUUUUGUAGAAUCUGUAACUUGUAAGUUAUUCAAAGAUUCAGUUAGGGAUAAAAAAAAAGAAUGUACAAUUGGCUUUGAUUACUAAUGUAGAAUCAUAAACAUUUCUAAACAAUUGUGGUAGCUGUGCGAA